Messenger RNA from Adineta ricciae, 1413 nucleotides. NCBI's taxonomy places the organism in Eukaryota, Metazoa, Rotifera, Eurotatoria, Adinetida, Adinetidae. The record is from the annotation of a GenBank genome assembly.
AUGGACAAAGUUCUAACCUCGUAUACGUACGACUUCGAUCCAAAAAUUGUUAUUCAACAAAAUGUGAAUCAGAAAGGAUUGGUGAUCAUGGAAGGAAAACUCAUGAAGCCUUUUACAAAUGAUCAUAUAAAAUUAACUAUCAAGUAUCAGGAUGCUCAAGGAAUUUGGAUGGCAGGAUGGUGUAAAACACUUUACUCCUACAAUCAAUACAAUGAAAAUGUUAGAGCUGCAUUCGAGUUAACUGCAUCUGCACUGAAUUCUUACAAUGUAAAGAUCGAAUUAAGUUCUGAUACGUAUCUUUCCAACUUUAAAAGUGUUGUUUGGAAUAAAAUGAUCAGUCAUUACAAAUUAGGUGACUAUACAACUACCAAUUGUGAUCUGGACGAAAAUGAAUAUACUAUCCUUUUAACGCCGAAAAAAGAUGGUACUUUGAACACAGAUGUUAAUGGAAAAGUGAUAGGCGUAAAAGACAGAGUGACAACUGACCAUUCUUGGAACAAACUAAACAAUGGAUUCUCAAUAGAUAAUAAAAAGAAUGAUGUAGUCUUCUCACUGACAAAUCCAGCCACACUACUAACUGACGCCAAUGGUGUCAAAUCCAUAAAAAUGGUUAAUCAGGAAGGUGGUACUGGUAUUUUGGGUUCUACCCCUGAAUUUAUUUACAAUGUAGGUCCAGGACAUCCAAUUCCGUAUUUAUACAGUUAUGCAGAUCCUGUGUAUAUGUUUGCGGGCAAAUUUUCAGUCAAUGGAUUUUUCAUAAAAUUCAGUCAAUGGCCAGGUGAACCAAAUGGUCCUGGAUAUCAUAAUUUCAAAAAUCCUAACAAACUUCAGAGCAGAUAUUUCAAUUUAUACAAUAGCAUAAGUGAAAAAUUAUCUGAUUUUAUCAAUGAUCAAGAGCCAGUAGUAUUUGUAUCAAGUAUGGUCACAGGUUUUCGAGUUUAUAAAAGCAACGGAACUUAUAUAAAUCUUACCGGUUACAGUAAUUACGGUCCAUUGUAUUUUGGAUAUACAAAUACUCGAGGCACUCGUAGGGGACCGGGGUCUGAAAGCUUUAUCGUUUCCAGUACUUCUGAAAUGACAUUAUAUGGAAUGGGUGCAUUACGAAAUAAUUUUGCGGGGUUACCUUGGAAAUAUUCAUCGGCUCGAUCAAUGCAAGAUAUUGAAAAAGAAAUUUCUGGAUUCAUCAGGUACACUGGUGUCUUUGGAGAUACCAGUGUCUAUGAUGACACUUCUGAAUGUGCAGCCGGUUGUUUUGCAGCAAAUCCUGAAGCUGUUUCAGAUUAUGCAGUUAUUGACUGGUCAAAAGCACCAAACAGUUACAUUUUCACAGGAAAAGAUAAAAACGGAAAUGGUGUUGAUGGUUCUUACACGCCUGUAAAAAAAAGCUUUCAGCGCAAUCCCUUACGGGAUUAA